AUGGAUAAUGAAGAGCCUGGGCGAAAACAAAAAAUAAGCAUGCUUCUGACCUUAAAGAACAUACAGGAACUAAAAGACUACCACGAGCGAGGACUUUUCCCCGUCUUUAAUACAAGAUUCCAAAAGCGAGAUUUUAAGAAGAAAGCAAAAAUGUUCAUUACCACCAAUAAGGGCAUGCUUAUGAGGGAGGUAAAUGGGGUGUUCCUAAUGGCAGUUGCAAACAACGAUCUGGAGCGCAUCCAUAGUAUAUGCAGAUACGCCCAUGACAAAUCCAACCACUGCAAAACUGAGGACAGCUGGAAGAAGAUACGCACACACUGGAUGGGCUUUCGGAAAAAGCACAUAGCGGACUGGAUUUCCAAGUGCACAACAUGCCAGUCAGAAAGCCGCGCUGCAGUCGAGGCAAAGCCCGCCAAGAAUGUCGUGCCGCAAAUCCGCCCUGUCUCCACCACCUUCUCUAUGGAGAGGCUGCAGGUUGACUGCAUAAGCAUGAAUGAGUACGCAAUGCACAACGACGGGUUCUAUUAUCUUGUCCACUGCAUGGAUGUCCACUCGCUCUACCACUUUGCCUUUCCCCUCCAAAGAAAAGAUCCGCGCGAGUUUGCGCAGUGCCUUGUUGCCUUGCUUGGGAAGGAAGGAUGGCCCCACAUUAUUCAAACAGACGCAGACAUGAUGUUUUUCUCCGAUGAAUUAUCCAGCUUAUUUGCCUUCAACCAAGUCCUUCACAUAUACCAAACAAAUGAGUACUCCCACUCUCUGUCCAUAAUCCGAAGGACAAGAUCUGCUUUAAAAAAGAAGCUUAUCAAGAGAAUGAAGGCCAAAGAGUGCCUUUACAGGUGGAUUUCAGUUCUUUCAGACGUUCUUUCAGAGUGGAACAAUGAAUUCUCUCUAAGCAUUAUGGGCAAGCCAAGAAACUUCUUUAAAACCCUCCCUCCGGAUAUAGAUCGGUAUAUGCAUCUUCCAGUUGACUCUGCGCCUUCUCAGUGA
Molecule: messenger RNA, 987 nt
Organism: Nematocida ausubeli
Lineage: Eukaryota; Fungi; Microsporidia
Exons: 1
Coding region: 1-987 (328 amino acids)
Biological process (GO): DNA integration
Molecular function (GO): nucleic acid binding
Source: RefSeq, a predicted model, not a curated record